AUGAGAUUUUCGCAUUCCCUAAACAAAAAUAAAGAAGAAUCUUUGAGUUUUUUGGUGUUGCAUUGAUCGGAUUAAAGAGACAUGGGUCGAGUGAAAUUGGAGAUAAAACGAAUAGAAAACACAACGAAUCGACAAGUUACGUUCUCGAAAAGACGUAAUGGUCUGAUAAAGAAAGCUUAUGAAUUGUCCAUUCUUUGUGACAUCGACAUUGCUCUCCUCAUGUUCUCUCCCUCCGAUCGCCUUAGCCUCUUUUCCGGCAAAACAAGGAUCGAAGACGUUUUCUCAAGAUACAUCAAUCUUUCUGAUCAAGAACGAGAGAAUGCUCUAGUAUUCCCCGAUCAAAGCCGACGCCCAGAUUUCCAAAGCAAAGAGUAUCUACUCCGGACUUUGCAGCAACUCAAGACUGAGAAUGAUAUUGCUCUUCAACUUACCAACCCUACAGCUAUCAACUCCGACGUCGAGGAACUUGAGCAUGAAGUUUAUAAGUUACAACAACAGCUUCACAUGGCAGAGGAAGAACUAAGGAAAUACGAACCAGAUCCAAUCAGGUUUACAACAAUGGAAGAGUACGAAACUUGUGAGAAGCAGCUAAUGGAUACCUUAACACGUGUCAAUCAACGACGGGAACAUAUAUUGAGUCAUGACCAGUUAUCUUCAUACGAAGCAUCUGCUAUACAACAACAGCAAAACAUGGGUGGACCUUUUGUAAACGACGUCGUUGGGGGUUGGCUGACUGAAAAUGGGCCUAACCAAGCCCAUUUAUUCGACGCAUCAGCCCAUUCAGCAAUGUAUGAAACGUUGUUGCAAGGAAGUAGCUCAAGCUCGAACCAAAACAACAUAAUGGGUGAAUCCAAUGUGUCAAAUCAUAACGGUGACAUGUUCCAAGAAUGGGCCCAGGCAUAUAAUUCUACUACGGCCCAUAAUCCUACAACCCUAUUUCCUCCUAUGCAGCAUCAGCAUGUAUUGGUUGAUCCUAAUAUGGAAGAAAUUGAAAUCCCGGUUAUGAAGAAGGAGGCACAAGCAGACCACGAGGUCUCUGACUAUGAUAUAAGAAUGCCUCAGCUCAGUAGCCAAUAAUCUCAAGAAUUUCAAUUUUACCAUAUAUUAUUUAUACGUUUUUAAAAAUUAUUUUAUAAAGGUUUACAAUAUUG
Molecule: messenger RNA, 1151 nt
Organism: Arabidopsis arenosa
Lineage: Eukaryota; Viridiplantae; Streptophyta; Magnoliopsida; Brassicales; Brassicaceae
Source: the annotation of a GenBank genome assembly